AAUAAUAAUAAUAACGACAAUACUAUAGAAAAAUUGAGAAAUAUGUUCGUCAAGAGAUGCGAUGACAGCCUAUCUGAAGACAUGUCUAAACAAUACGAUAAAUGCGAUUCAGAUGUCAGCGAUUCACUCAAAGAAACGGUCAAAAACUGUGCUAAAGAUCUUUGUAAAGACAAGUCAAGCAAAAUGGAUGUCUGYUGUUAUACUGUUAAACCCAAUCAAAUGUUUGCCUGUUUUGAGAAAAAUAUUCAUCAAAAUGAGGUAAAAGAGGCCAACAAAAAGGGUGAAACCAUCGAUGAAUUUCAUCGCAAGAAUGUUCACAAUGCGGCAAAAAUUAUGGAGUGUUAUGAAGAAAUAGAUGAUGACGACGAUGACGACGACUAAGUUAUGAGACA
Molecule: messenger RNA, 392 nt
Organism: Oppia nitens
Lineage: Eukaryota; Metazoa; Arthropoda; Arachnida; Sarcoptiformes; Oppiidae
Exons: 4
Coding region: 43-381 (112 amino acids)
Source: RefSeq, a predicted model, not a curated record